GGAAUGGAUUCAUGGCUGGAAAUAGGAGAUGGAAAACAGAAAACAUUAGGAAGUUGACAGGUUAGACAAGAGAUGAUUUCAAACCUGAGGUAGUUUUAGUAAAGAUGAUGAAGAGUAAGUAGAUUCAAGACUGAAGUGAUUUGGUGUUGGAUUGCUGGUGCUGUCAUUUGCUCAUAGAGAUUGCAGGAAAACGAAAGCAGCUUUGUUGGAUUAAGAUGCCCUUGGGAUAUACAAGGGACAGCUGUCCUCUGAAGUACCUGGAAGAGUUCCUCUUGGGAUGAAGGGAAUACACUUUUCUUUGCAUUGAGAAGGGAAUGAAUGAUGGCAGUUCGCCGUGCAUUAAAAGCUGUUUUGGUAGAUCUCAAUGGCACACUUCACAUUGAAGAUGCAGCUGUGCCAGGCGCACAGGAAGCUCUUAAAAGGUUACGCAGUUCUUCUGUAAUUGUUAGGUUUGUGACCAAUACAACCAAAGAAAGCAAGCAAGAUCUUUUGGAAAGGUUGAAAAAACUGGAGUUUGAUAUUUCCGAAGAUGAAAUAUUCACGUCUCUGACUGCAGCCAGAAGUCUAGUAGAGCAGAAGCAAGUCAGGCCCAUGCUGCUGGUUGAUGAUCGGGCAUUACCUGAUUUCAAAGGAAUACAAACAAAUGAUCCUAAUGCUGUGGUCAUAGGACUGGCACCAGAACAUUUUCAUUAUCAAACUCUGAACCAAGCAUUCCGAUUACUCCUGGAUGGAGCGCCUCUGAUAGCGAUCCACAAAGCCAGGUAUUACAAGAGAAAAGAUGGCUUAGCCCUGGGGCCUGGACCCUUUGUGACUGCUUUAGAGUAUGCCACUGACACCAGCGCCAUAGUAGUGGGGAAACCAGAAAAGACRUUCUUUUUGGAAGCAUUGCGGGGCACUGGCUGUGAACCUGAAGAGGCCGUCAUGAUAGGAGAUGAUUGCAGGGAUGAUGUUGGCGGGGCUCAAAAUGCUGGCAUGCUGGGCAUUUUAGUAAAAACUGGGAAAUACCGAGCAGCAGAUGAAGAAAAAAUUAGUCCACCUCCCUACCUAACUUGUGAGAGUUUCCCUCAUGCCGUGGACCACAUUCUGCAGCAUCUCCUGUGACCCUCCUGUGAAUGUGAAGCAACUURACACACAGCUUUCAUUGUCUGGAAUGGAUCCCUUACCAACUUGGUGCAGCAUCAGUAGCCACGAGCCAUUCAGAGCUGAUUAUGCUUUAACCCUCUUUUAUUGUGCAUUAAUUAGAAAGAAAGGUAUUGAAUUGCAUCCAGCUACUAAGCCUUGCUAAUCUCUUUUGUUUUAUUUUGUAAAAGAAGAUGAGACCUGAAGAAAAGAAAAGCUGAGAUUUUAUGCCAUUCCCUCUAAAAUAUUCAUCAGGUUCGCAGGGCUGGGAGAGAGAAGCUCCAAUGGGGAAUGGUGUUCUCUGCUGUCUCCUGCUGGAAAUCGGGAGGGGGAUUCAGACUGUGAAUAAAGUUGAAUGGUGGUUUGUAAAUUAUAAAGUGAUGCGUUGAAAGGUGYGUUAGCCUCAUGUUUUGAAAUUGAGUUCAACUGUGAGACCUAGCCAAAGAGCCAAGUGGAGUACAAGACAGAGGCAGCAAAAUGAAUUGUCCUUCAGACUGUUGAGUGAAUUUACUUUAACAGAUGUUGAAAACUAGAUUUUCUGUUGAAUUYCCAGCACGGGUGACUUCCUUUCUCUUCAUUAGCCAGAGAUGACUAAUUUAAAUUUAGAACCUGAUUUUAAUUUAAAAUAAUAUUUCCAUUAAUAACCUAUUCAUUGCAGAUACCUAUUAUACUGUGUAACAGUUGUUUUGGAAAUUUUAUGUAAAAUUAAAACUAUCAGUAUUUUACAGAUGUUUUAAUUAGACAUUGUUAUUAACAGGAACAGUGCAGAAACUAAAAUCAAGCCUUUAAUGUCUUAUAGACCAUGCAUUUUUGAAGUUAGUGUCCACCAGGGUCCUAUUAACUGUACAUUUGCAAGAUUUCAUUAUUUUUGCCUCUGACACUAUGGGAAAAAUCUUUUAGAAGCUACUGGGACAGAUUCAAGCUUUUAUGUACUUGGUUACUACAGCUGUAAAAUGAAAUCUCGUCUUGUAGCAUGGAUUAUUCUUCUCAUGUUAAACCCACCCAAAUGAAGGGGACUAAGUAGGUAAUGAUUUUCCUAGUGMAUUUGCAUACUGUGAUAAUCCUGGGCCUUUGCAAUUGUUUUACAGGGCUCUUGGGCAUUGAAUUAUUAGAAUGUAAUUGUACAUCAUUGUAGUGUUCACCUUAUUGAAGUGCACGCUGAUGUUAAUGAGCUUCGGGUUUUGAUGCUUGUUUAGAGAUCAGCUCGGUCUUGGAUGGGAGGGAGCAAAGCUAAAUAAAUGAUAGUUGGGCAAGCACUUUUCUUGUUUUUGCAAAAGCCCCAACUUAAUACUUAUGUYUAGAAGCAAAAGACAGACAUGGAAUGACCAAGCCCCCAGGUCAGCAGGCUGCAUGGAGUGGCUGUGAGCAGAGCUUCUGGAGUCCCACCAGCAUACACCAAGCCCUCUGACCUUGAGCAAGUCACCUU
Urocitellus parryii (Arctic ground squirrel) is the source of this 2545-nucleotide messenger RNA. The record is from RefSeq and is a predicted model, not a curated record. Lineage: Eukaryota; Metazoa; Chordata; Mammalia; Rodentia; Sciuridae.